AUGGUCAGUGAUGCUACCGUCGAACAAAUCACUGGAUAUCACUUUCACGACAUUGACCUGAUGCACGAGGCUAUAACAGCGGCUGGUAUGGGAUCGGAUGGCAACAAACGUUUGGCUCUUGUCGGUGACGCCCUUAUCCGCUUGGUCACCAUAGAUGACUGGUAUCCGAGUGGCAAGAGUCCAGCCGACGGACAGAAGAGCUUCACAGAGAUCGGGACCAAUGAGGUGCUCUCUUUGCAUGGACGCGAACAAGGUGUAGCGGACAUCAUUGUUCACAAUCCCUGUCAUGGACGUUCUAUUCCGAAGACGACCUUGGCAUCGAGUAUGGAAGCUAUCGUUGGAGCGGUGUGGGUUGACAGUGGUAAAAGUCUGGUGGACGUGCGCAGAGUCAUGCAAAAUCUUCAUAUCCUUCAGGACUGA
Lithohypha guttulata is the source of this 420-nucleotide messenger RNA. RefSeq lists its product as uncharacterized. The record is from RefSeq and is a predicted model, not a curated record. NCBI's taxonomy places the organism in Eukaryota, Fungi, Ascomycota, Eurotiomycetes, Chaetothyriales, Trichomeriaceae. Gene Ontology annotation, molecular function: ribonuclease III activity. The transcript is spliced from 2 exons. The coding region runs from base 1 to 420 and encodes 139 amino acids. Gene Ontology annotation, biological process: RNA processing.